GGUGAGGAGGACGAAGGGGGCAAAAGGUAUGAGACGAUCGAAUUGAGGGAGUGAGACAACCGUAUACUCUCUCCAACACUAAAAAAAGAGACAAUCAUAGGACGAAGCAACCAAGGGAGAGAAACACCAUAAACACACAGGAUCGAAUCGGUUUUUUGUGUAGAGGGGGGAAAACAGCACACAUUCGCCUUUGUCUCGUCAACUACAGUCGUCUUAACAAAAUACUAUCUCCAACGGUCAGGCUCAACUGUUUAUCAUACGCACAAAUAUAAUAUCUUUUAUCUUUUGUUUACCCAAUCAACUCUUGUGCGUAGGUGACUGUGUGUAAAUACGACGAGAGAGAGAAUUGAAAAAUAAAAGAGACUGGGGGAGAAAAAAAUAGCUGAGUAUUUUCGCGCCUCAAAUUGACGCGACGUCACUGACAGAACAGAACACCACAGCCUAACUUGCUGGGUUAUGUUCAACCGCGUACCUUAACACCAGCAUUUAUCCUUCAUCUUCUGUUGUUUUUUUGUCAUUUUAUGAGUGAUAUUGUUGGUUGCAUCUGAGGGCUAUUGUGGGGAACUGGGGGAGAGACUUGUUGGAGGCUUUUCGGAGGUUUUAUCGGAUUCAAUGAUUAUUCAGAAACCUUUAUUUAUACGAAUUCUUGAGCAUUUCUUCGUGAAUAUUUGAUCGACAAUUGGAAUUGGGGAGGUGUAAAUGCAGAGGCAGGGGGCAAAAUGGACCCAUCGAUGUUCGUUGCUUAUACCCCCCAAACUAACGUAGUUCCCUUGGAAUCCAAACUUGCUACUUAUAUGAAUCGUCAGAGUCCAGCGACGACACUGAAUGCGAGCACAGUAACCAAGCAUCUGUCAAACUUAUCCCUCGAGUCUAGUAAGAAAGCAGCAGCCAGUCCAGAGUUUGUGCCAGGACGAGGGCUGGCUGGAAGUAAUAGCAGUUCGCCAAACUUAUUUGGUAAUUCUUAUCAUUCCCAGGAGAAUGUUGGAGGUACUACGUAUUUUUACGUUGGCAAUGCCACUGGGGAUCCAACCGCCAAUGACGACGGAAAUGAAAUUGGGCCAGGGCAGGUGGGCUAUGUGUACCCAGGUACCCCCAGCCAUUUGCAGACGGUGAAACCAACGAAAGUGACUCCAUCAAACAGUUCAUCGGCACCGUCCACUCCUCCACCUCAAGCGAAUCCAAGUUUCUUCGUCAGUGCUAAUCUGCGUAUGGACAUACUCCACAAAAAUACCCUGACACUUACGCAACCUGAUCCCAACCAAUUCCCAGAUUUACCAACUGAAGUUGAUAAUUAUCACGAAUUGUGUCCACUUGAGCCGAUACACAAACCAGCAUCAACUGUCCUUGGAUAUCAAACAUCGACGUAUAAAGCAACAAGUCUCAAGAAUGGGACUCGUUACUGUUUACGUCGUGUUCAUGACUUUCGUUUGGGCAAUACGAAGUGUAUGGUACUUGUUGAUAUGUGGAAACGCAUAUCGCAUACAAAUUUAGUCCAGUUGCUGGAGGUCUUUACGACCAAAGCCUUUGGUGAUCAUUCCAUGGUAUUCGUUUAUGAUUACCAUCCUGGGGCUGAAACUCUCCUGAGCAAACACUUCUCAGCCUCUGAACUCAAUGGGUACGCGGAUCCAUUCAUGUCUGAUCCCAGUGCUCCACGUCCAUACAGUCACACUAAGAAUACAAUACUCAGACAACAGCAUAAUAGUAUGUUACCAGAGAGUGUUAUUUGGAGCUAUAUUAUUCAACUUACGGCUGCGUUACGAGUCAUCCAUGCUGGUGGUGUGGCAUACCGGUGCUUAGACCCAACCAAGGUCCUCUUAACAUCCCGGACUCGAUUACGUUUGAGUUGUGCAGCUGUACCUGACGUUGUGACAUUCGAUGGAAAUGCAGCUAACCCAUUGUCACUUAUUCUACAUUAUCAGCAAGAGGAUUUAAUUGCUCUCGGUAAAUUGGUCCUAGCACUGGCCUGUCGCAGUCUACUUGCCGUCCAUCGCGACAAUAUACAAGCAUCAUUAGAACUCGUCGCACGUACCUACUCAACUGAUCUCCGUAACUUUAUUCUGUACUUGCUCUCUGACCAGGCAAGAAAAAGCGUGACAGACCUGAUGCCAAUGAUUGGUGCUCGUUUCUACACACAACUUGAUGCUGUUCAAUUAAGAUCUGAUGUUCUUGAAAAUGAACUCUCGAAGGAGCUUGAGAAUGGUAGACUGCUCAGGUUACUCGUUAAACUUGCAACAGUCAACGAAAGACCUGAGCACAAUAUGGAUGUCACCUGGGCUGAAACCGGUGAUCGUUAUAUGCUCAAACUAUUUAGGGAUUACGUUUUUCAUCAGGUAACUGCUGAUGACAAGCCGUGGCUCGAUAUGGCUCACGUUGUUUCCUGUCUCAAUAAGCUGGACUGUGGUUCACCAGAUAAGAUUUGUCUAAUGUCAAGGGACGAGCAAAGUGUAUUAGUGGUGAGUUACGCGGAAUUGAGACAAUGUAUGGAAAAUUCCUUUGGCGAACUCGUGCAAUCAUCGAAGGAGGCCGCUUAAAUGAAUUAAAUUGAAGAAUCAUCACAGAUCAUCACCACAAAAGAAGAAAAACAAAGCGGGUUGAAAUGAAAUUCAACAAUGUGAUAUGAACAUUUAGCGGUACUAUUUCGUUAAAAGUUUAUCAGUUAACCAGUCUUGAAGGUGCGAAUUCACACGAAUGAAUUCCAAUAACUAACGAAGAUUGUUGUAUCUUCUUUCCUCGUGUCAAGUGAUUUUUGCCAAGGAGUCUGAACAUCUCUUUAUUUUUCUUUUUUUUCUUUUUCAUUGUGUAUAAUAAUUGUAUCAUGGCGCGUAAUGAUUAUAAUGAAAAA
Fopius arisanus is the source of this 2842-nucleotide messenger RNA. RefSeq names its product Poly(A) specific ribonuclease subunit PAN3 (gene PAN3). The transcript is spliced from 9 exons. Gene Ontology annotation, biological process: nuclear-transcribed mRNA poly(A) tail shortening; mRNA processing; protein phosphorylation. Gene Ontology annotation, molecular function: poly(A) binding; ATP binding; protein kinase activity. Bases 720 to 2531 code for a protein of 603 amino acids. Lineage: Eukaryota; Metazoa; Arthropoda; Insecta; Hymenoptera; Braconidae. The record is from RefSeq and is a predicted model, not a curated record. Gene Ontology annotation, cellular component: P-body; PAN complex.